UUAACCCCUCUGCCCCAGUCUGACUUCAUAUAUCUCAAUGUCUUGACCGUACGACGAGAUAGUUGUAGAUAUGCAGACCACACGCAGCCUCGCACGCGGUCUCGGCUCGCCUGCCCACAUCUGGGAAUCUCAAGUCCGAUCUUCGCCCGCUCGCGUCGCACCCAAUCACCUACAUCAUUCGCUCAAAGCACUGCAGACAUCAACACCAACACCAACAACACAGCAGCAGAGAUGGAAGACUACGAGGGCAUCUUCUCGGAGCCUGCAUCAGCAAACGGUUAAGAAGGCUCAGGCUACGGCUGCAGCGGUUCAGCAGCCACACCCAGUUCCGGACUCAUCCAAUCCGGCACUCUCAUUUCCAUGUCUUGAUGCAGUGGAAUCGCGGUCGUUGAACCUGCAGAAUCGACGGUCCCAGGAGAGCGGCCCGGAACCAUCGUACACAACCGGCCGACAUCAAGUUUUCCAUUCCAACGCUCCAUUCCUCACUGACUGGGGAGGAGUGCUCCCAGAAUUCGACAUCGCCUUCGAAACUUGGGGCUCUCUCAAUGCAGACAAGUCCAAUGCUAUUCUUCUACACACGGGUCUUUCGGCUUCAAGCCAUGCUCACAGCACACCGGACAAUCCAAAGCCGGGCUGGUGGGAGAAGUUCAUAGGACCUGGAAAGUCACUUGAUACAGACAAGUACUUCGUCAUCUGUACGAACGUCAUAGGUGGAUGUUUUGGCUCUACGGGACCAAGCUCGAUCGAUCCAGCCGAUGGUAGAAGAUAUGCGACAAGAUUUCCCAUUUUGACCAUGGAGGACAUGGUGAGAGCGCAGUUCAGACUAGUCGAUGCUCUAGGCAUUGAGAAGCUGUAUGCCAGUGUGGGCGCCAGCAUGGGCGGCAUGCAAUCUUUAGCUGCUGGCAACCUUUUCCCAGAGAGGGUAGGCAGAGUGGUGUCGAUAUCUGGCUGUGCGAGGAGCCAUCCAUACAGCAUUGCCAUGCGGCAUACUCAACGACAAGUUCUGAUGAUGGAUCCGAAUUGGCGCCGAGGCUUCUACUAUGACACUGGCAUUCCUCCACACGGAGGGAUGAAGCUUGCCCGUGAAAUCGCCACUGUAACGUACCGCUCUGGUCCCGAAUGGGAAGCUCGCUUUGGUCGUCGUCGGGCAGAUCCCUCUAAGCCUCCAGCAUUAUGCCCGGAUUUCCUGAUUGAAACGUACUUGGAUCAUGCCGGUGAGAAGUGGUGUCUCGAAUAUGAUCCAAAUUCGCUGCUCUAUGUGAGUAAGGCGAUGGACAUGUUCGACUUGGGUGCGGAGCAUCGGAACAAGAUAUCGAAGCUUCGGGCGAGCAAUGCUUAUAAGCUGAACGAUUAUGGAGGAGUGAGGUACACCAGCGAGGAUUCAUUGUCCUGCUCGCUCACUCUACCUGAGAAACCUUACGAAGAGCGAGACGGGCCAGAAACACCGGAUAUGACGUCGCCAGCGGCUGAUCCAGCUGCCCAGACAUCUCCACAUGACCCGCCUGCGGAUCUAGUAGCGGGCAUGAAACCAAUGGCGAACACACCUACUCUUGUUCUAGGCGUAGCAAGCGAUAUUUUGUUCCCGGCUUGGCAACAACGAGAAAUCGCGGAGACUCUGAGAAAGACUGGAAAUACGAUGGUCACACACGUUGAAUUGGGCGAGGAAAGAAGCCUAUUCGGCCACGACACUUUUUUGCUUGAUGUGGAGGGAGUUGGCGGUGCCGUAAAGCAGUUCUUAGGCUAAAGCCGGUUUUUAUCAGCGCCAGACUUUGAAUAACUUUGUAUUGAUUAUUAGCGACGCAUAUUUGGUGGCGUUGGGUCUGUGGAAAAUAUACAUGUACGCAUGGAUACCUUUUUUGUAACGACAAAUGGCACAUGCAGCCUAUAUAUCACGGCCUAGAAAUCUAUUAAUUGGUGUCCAAGUAAUCCAUUUCUUACGUCCAUGGACACUGAAAGGCCGCCCUUUCAUGUUCUUGGAGUCUUACUACAAGAGACAAAACUAUCAUGUUCAUUCAUA
Molecule: messenger RNA, 2017 nt
Organism: Verruconis gallopava
Lineage: Eukaryota; Fungi; Ascomycota; Dothideomycetes; Venturiales; Sympoventuriaceae
Product: homoserine O-acetyltransferase
Exons: 2
Coding region: 71-1744 (557 amino acids)
Biological process (GO): L-homoserine metabolic process
Molecular function (GO): homoserine O-acetyltransferase activity; L-serine O-acetyltransferase activity
Source: RefSeq, a predicted model, not a curated record